GAUCAAUAAGUGUACCUCCACGCAGAGACUAGCACAUACAAAACUUGCUGUUCCAAUGAAGCCUUCAGUACACAAGGCAUGAGUAGGCUGCACAUUCAGACCCUUAACUCGAGUGAAGGGUUUGCCCAGCAGACUACGGAGCAUCAUGCAUGGUAUUGUGAAAACCCAGAACAGGUUGGUGAACUGCCCGUGAACUGCCAAUAGGUUAUUUAUACAGUCAUCGCAAAGGUUAGGAGUCUGUUCCAACAGAAUGCUCUUGAUGAGAAAAGGAAAAAAAAGGAAGAACAUUUGCCUUUGAAUAGAACAGCUAGAGUGAACACAAUAUUCUAUGGUUAGUGAACGAAAGCCAAAUAUGCAGUACCAUCAGCUCCAUGGUAAAGUAUAUGUAGCUCAGAGACAUAUAUGGUCGGAGAAAUUUUUGUUGAAACAACCUACAUAACAACCUACAAUAACAAUGGUGUCUUUCGUCUCCAGUACACGUCUAUUCACGGGAUUCUAUCGAACGACACGGGAGCAUUUUGGAAAAUGCUUGAGAAAUCGUCAGGUUUUCACAAGGAGCUGUAAUAUGCAGCGAGAAACCAUCACUAUGGAAACCGUAUACCAUCAGUUUCAAAGGUUUUUGAAAGAUAUCCUGAAGGCAAGUCCAGACAAAUACCCCAAGUCAUAUCACCUGAAGCAGUUCGGUUGGAACGAUUUCAACAAAAUUGGAGCCAUUCACCCUCAUUACCAUGUAGGAUACAGUCUGCUGGCAGCAUUACAGCAUUCACCAGUCGCUGCAGAUGGUAUGCCUGACAAGAGCACCUCUUACUUUGGCCGCUGUUUCAGUCUCAACUUCCUCCCUGCAUACCACUCUACCAAUUUCGUUUCCAGGCCAGUCAGAUACGAUUCCUACAUUGCCUAUCUAGGGAGGACAUCUACGUACAUCGGCAUUGAACUUCGAGAUGACGAGUCCAACCUGCUUUACAUGACAGGCCAAAUGCAAUGCAUGACGAUUGACCUGAAAGAAAAGAAGCUCGUACCGGUUAGUCUGGAAUCAAUCAAGAAGUAUGAGGGUAAGAUCAUGCUGAAGGAGGCCCCAAAGAGGCAUCAGUUCAUACCCAUGCAGUUUGCGAAAGAUAAUGUCUUCAAGUGGAAGACUGCAACUCAGUGGAGUGACGUGGACCACAAUGGGCAUGUUAAUCAAAUGCCGUACAUGCGUUUCAUCUACGAUGCAGGGAGUUCUGCAGCUGUGGCGGGGUUCCUCAAGUCCUUCCACCGAGAGCUGAUCAACUACAGAUUGAAGACCUACGCUGUGGAGUACAUUAAGGAGAUCCAUCAAGGACAAGAGAUUAAGAUUUUCUGUUGGGAGAUGAAGGAUAGUCCGGGUACAAUCCAUUAUGAAUUUCAUGUUGAAGGCAACGUCGUCAGUAGGAGUCAUCUGAUAUUCGAUGUACAGCAUCUGGCGGAACUUUAGAAUCGAGAUGCCUUUUAUGAGACCUCUUGUCGAAAGACCGAGCAACGUCUUUCGUUCAGGGGAGCGUUUCAUGAAAGGAGUUGUCAGACAUUUUAUCCGACAGUUAGGCUAGCUACCAUAGUAACACUGCUUCCUAGCCAAUCAACAUCAAGGGAAGUUGUCAAAUAUGAAAACUUGUCGGACAAAAAUGUUGAUGAAAUACUCCCCAGGAUUCCUGCAUGCAUCCUUUCAUCUCGAAUCCACAUAAAGACGGUGUGAAAGAAUCGUCAUGGAGUUCCUUACGCGCAGCGCACUUUGUUAAAGCGCCCCCAAUGACCAAGGCGGAAAAGGGAAGGACCCAAGCAAUUUCCCGACUAGACAUCGCAACUAUCAUCAUUAAUGUUAUCCUUAACACAUUUUUUUUUUCGAAAGUAGACGGCUGUGGACCUGCGUUUUUUAUUUUUUUAGGCGAACCCCCUCCGUUUUCAUGGUUUUGUUACAUCAUUUGUUUCGCAGAUUAGUCAGAUUCGUUCUUGUUAAAUUGCUUCUUGUUUAAAUUGAGUUUUUCUCGGUGUUGUCUUUCUCGACUUUAGUAAGGCAUGUGGUUCAGUUUUUUUUCCAUUUGCUUGUCAAAAAAGGUCUUCGAAAAAAUAACAAAGUUAACAUCGUCACUAUUAUCAAAAGUUUCUUAACAGUCAAAAAAGUAAAAACUAAACUUUUUGGUGAUAUGUCCUUUUCAAGCUCUGCACCACGUCUUUGGAAUACUCUUCCAGCUUCCCUCCGUUGUAUCCCAAAUAUCGCAUCGUUUCGUUCCAAUUCAAAGACGUAUCUCAUGAAGAAAACAUAUUCAACAUAGACCCAUUGACAGUGUCCUUGAUAUUUUUAAAUAUUUUGUUAUAUGAUUUCUAAUUUUACUUUUGUUUGUAGGCCUAUAUUUGGUUUUUUUUUGUCUAUAGGCGUAUCCGGCCACAAGCCUCAGCUUUUAGGGUAUACACCUUCCUUAUUACAUGUACAUACGUAUAUUUUUCAUAACAAAUUGAUUUAUGUAUGAAUUAAUGUUUACAAGAAAAAUAUGUGAUGAAAUGGAUGAAAAUAAAUGUUUUAUUUGAAUUGACUUAAAUUGGAUAUGUUCUACUUUGUAAAGCGCUUUGAUAUGGCUUUCAUGAAAAGCGCUAUAUAAGACUAAGUUAUCAUUAUUAUUAUUAUAUUAUGAUCAGAGCAUUAUAUCAAGGAGUGAAUAACUGUCAAACUGUGUUCCUCCCAGUAGCGUUUUGUUGUUUGACAAGUUGACAGAUCCGAAAACUUUCCUUGAAUUUGAUUGGCUGAGAAGCACAGCUCCUAUGGUAACUGCCUCCCCCCAAAAUUGUUAAAACUUACAGUUUCUUAAUGAAAAAAAUUCACAAAAUUCACCAUAAGUGUGCAUGAAAUUCUUCAAAUUUCACUUCAGAAAACGCAAAAGCGACCCAAUGACAAGCUUGGUAACUUCUCUCCGUCCGUCACUUUUGAAUCUUUUCGAUAUUUUUUACUCGACUUGCCCCCUCCCGCACAAGAAAAGAAAAUAUCUCGUGCACGACCAUGGAUAAAAAUGACUCGUGUAGCAUAAUACAUUGGGAGAGAGUUGCGUGAAAGGACCUAUAUCGGGCGUUUUAUCCGAUAAUUUAUGUUUUAUCUAACAGUUGCCAUAGUAACAGAGCUUCUCAGCCUAUCGCAAUGGAGGAAAGUUGUCGAUCCGACAAGUUGUUAGACAAAAAUACCCCCUGGAGAAGUCCUCUUAAGAACCACUCCCCAGUAGUGGUGAUUUAGGUGAAGAAAUUUUAGCAGUACCCUGCCGUAGAAUGUUUACCCGGUAUCGUUUCGCGCUCCUAUUAUUUAUUAGUUGUGGUGCAGCAGUUCUGAUUAUCGACUAUUGAUAGCCCCCUCCCCUUUUGAAAGUCACAGCAUAUAUUUUAAUGGGAAUGUGUCGUUGAAACAAACUCGAGGACACUUUAUUUUUUUUUUGGGGGGGGGGGGGAUUCCAAUACGUGGACGAAAUGAUCCCUAUUUUGGGGUGAACAACUUUUUUUAUCUUUCUUUUUUGCUUGUCAAAUUUUCCUCGGGAAAAUGUGCCCCCCUUUUGGAAAAAUCCUGAUCCUGAUCCUCGUUAUGAAGUAUCGCUAUAGGGCCUAUACAUUUUCGUUUCAUAAAAAGCAUUCACGGGGGCCUGAAAACAAUGUAGAGCUGGUGUGUUGACAGCCGAAUCAAACCAAACGAACGAAUAACAAAAAAUGUCUUCACUC
Molecule: messenger RNA, 3708 nt
Organism: Lytechinus pictus (painted urchin)
Lineage: Eukaryota; Metazoa; Echinodermata; Echinoidea; Temnopleuroida; Toxopneustidae
Exons: 3
Coding region: 455-1453 (332 amino acids)
Source: RefSeq, a predicted model, not a curated record